GGGUAUACUUUAAGCCAGGCACCAUCUAGCAGCCACAGCACGAUGUGAAGGGAAUGUCAGGUGAUGGAUCUUGCCCAGAUUCAAACAUCAGGUGGAAAGCAGACACAGGGUCCUUGGAUUACAUGUGAAAAGGUGAGCACGGUGUGCAGCAUCUCUGAAGACCCAGUGGGAGAUGGGAACGUUCCAGACUCUAGAAGUAAUGUGAAGUGAGCAUCCAGUGGAGAUCGGUGCAUGUUCUAAGUUCUUGGUGAAACUCAGGUGAGCAGCUUUGAAUUAACACCUUGGACUAAAUGCACUAACUCCAUGUCUUCCUCCUGCCAAAACUGCUCUUCUAGAUAAUAACAUGACUUUGGUUUUCUGGUUUUCUUUUCCUGGCUUUUAACUAUUUCCCUUGGGCUUCAGGGAAGAAGAGAGUCAUUACUGUAUAGGUAGCUUGACUUCUCCAGACCCAACAAACAACUGAAGGAGAAAAUGCAGAGGAGAAGCACAGCUGGGCAUUGGUCCCCACUGCUGUGGUCCAGGAGAACGCCAGAUACACAGGCUUUUCAGAACAGAGACUGACUGGUAUUCCAAGUUUCCUGACCGUAUUUCAGAUUCUGUGGUGAUACAUCCCAGAAACACACUGGAUGUAGACAGUACACCACAGUAUGGCGAUAGGUUAGUUUACCAUAUUCAAGCUGAAUGGUGAUCAGUGGAGAGCUAACUACUUGUCCUAGGUUUUGGGAUUCCUACACGGGCUGCUAGGAAGCUGGAUGACACUAGAGAAUCCUCUCUCCAUUUUGAUAUCUUCUGAAGCGAAAUCUGCUUUUUCAAGGAAAAAACCUUUUUCUUCCCACUUGUAUCUGAACUGUACUGAACCCACCUUGAGGUCUUCAGGUUUAUCUGAGGACCCCCAGUUCUGUGUGUUGUGCCGUGAGCUAGCCUAUGUGCAUCUGUUGAAAUCCCAAAGACCUCAGUCUUGCCUUGGAACUUUGGCCAGGGGCAGAUUGGAGAAGGAACACUACAUACUGGACGUACUUGAGAUUAGACUAGAGGACUCGGAUUCUUAAGGGGAAGAAAAUGUUAUUCCUUACAGAUUGAUAUGAAAGAUGGUAAGCUGAUACUCAAAAUGCCCCUUUAUCAAUAUAUACUUUAAAAUACUUACGUAUCUGUGAAAGAGGAAAAACUUCAUGUCUAGCAUUUUAAAGUUUCUUUUGUACUUCUGUAGAACAACAAAGGUAAGCCAGGUACCUUAUACAGUAGCAAGUCGUUCAGUCGCAAAUCAGAAACUGAUUUAGGAAGCUUCAGAAUAGCGGGUGUUAAUAAUAGUCCCCCGUACGAUAUCAGACCUUACUAGCUCCAGUGCCUUUCCUAGCUAGAAUACUAGUUACUUAAAUGGAACAUAAAAAGCAAAGCAAAACUUGUAAGUAAUGGAGUUUUGCUUAAAUUAGCUAAGUCUUCCAAAUAGUCCUUGUUUCUUGAUUUCACAAUUUCUGCCUUUUCCAGACAGCUCAAAGUCCUCUUACCUGCCUAAACAUGCACUCUCCUUCCUCAAAGGACACUUUAGGGUAAACCACUGUGCAAGUGGCAAGUCCGCACCAUAACCGGGAACUGCAUUUGCAGAACAUCUGGAGGAAUCACAAGUAACUGUUCUUCACUACUCUGGAAGAGAGACCAUGGCUUUCUGUCCUGCCAAGGUACCUGCAUGUCCUCAUGAUCUUCUGGUCGUUCGUGGCUGGCGUCGUCACCUUCUACUGCUCGCUUGGACCGGAUUCCCUGUUGCCCAACAUUCUUUUUACAAUAAAGUAUAAACCCAAGCAAUUAGAAUUGCCGGAGCUAUUUCCCCACGGCCAUAGUUGUGCUGUAUGUGGCAAGGUGAAAUGCAAGAGGCACAGACCUACUUUGCUUCUGGAAAAUUAUCAGCCAUGGCUGGAUCUGAAAGUGCCUUCCAAGGUGGAUGCAUCACUCUCAGAGGUGCUUGAGUUGGUGCUGGAAAACUUUAUUUAUCCAUGGUACAGAAAUAUUACUGAUGAUGAAUCCUCAGUGGAUGAACUGAGAGGCACGCUGCGGUUUUUUGCAUCUGUGUUAGUUCGGAGAAUUCACAAGGUGGAUAUUCCAACUGUUGUGACAAAGAAAAUGCUCAAGGCAGCGAUGAAACACAUUGAAGUGAUAGCCAAAGCCAGGCAGAAAGUAAAAAAUGCAGAAUUUUUGCAGCAAGCUGCUUUAGAAGAAUAUGGACCAGAACUCCAUGUUGCUUUGAGAAGCCGAAGAGAUGAGCUUCACUACUUAAGAAAACUUACUGAACUUCUGUUUCCUUAUAUUUUGCCCCCAAAGUCAACAGAGUGCAGAUCCCUGGCUCUUCUGAUAAGAGAGAUUCUGCCUGGUUCUGUUUUCCUUCCCUCAAUGGAUUUUUUAGCUGAUCCUGACACUGUCAACCAUUUGCUGCUGAUCUUCAUUGAUGAUAGUCCACCUGAGAAAGCAACUGAACCUACUUCUUCAUUGGUUCCAUUCCUUCAGAAAUUUGCAGAACCAAGAAAUAAAAAGCCAUCUGUACUGAAACUGGAGCUAAAGGAGAUCAGAGAUCAGCAAGACCUUUUAUUUCGGUUUAUGAACUUCCUGAAACAGGAAGGGGCAGUCCAUGUGCUGCAGUUCUGCCUGACUGUAGAGGAAUUCAAUGACCGAAUUUUGCGACCAGAACUAUCAGAUACUGAGAAGAUGUCUCUUCAUGAGGAAGUACAGAAAAUUUACAAAACUUACUGCUUGGAUGAAAGCAUUGACAAAAUCAGAUUUGAUCCUUUUAUUGUGGAAGAGAUUCAAAGAAUUGCUGAAGGUCCCUAUAUGGACGUUGUGAAACUUCAAACCAUGAGGUGUCUUUUUGAAGCUUAUGAGCAUGUUCUUUCUCUGCUUGAGAAUGUUUUUACUCCUAUGUUCUGUCACAGUGAUGAGUACUUCAGACACCUUUUAAGAGGAGCAGAGUCACCAACACGCAAUUCGAGGUUUAACAGAAGUAGCCUGAGUUUGGAUGACUUCAGGACCACACAGAAGAGAGGAGAAUCAUUUGGAAUCAGCAGAAUAGGCAACAAAAUAAAAGGUGUAUUCAAGAGUUCCGCGAUGGAAGGAGCUAUGUUGCCUAAUUAUAACUUAAAUGAAGGAGAAGAUGACUUUAUUGAAGAAGGCGUUAUGGUGAUGGAAGAUGAUUCUCCUGAGGAGGCUGUUAGUACCCCAAAUACACCCCGCAACCUCGCUGCAUGGAAAAUUAGCAUCCCAUAUGUAGAUUUUUUUGAUGAUCCCUCCUUGGAAAGAAAAGACAGAAAGGAGAGAAUUCCUGUGUUCUGCAUUGAUGUAGAGAGAAAUGAUAGAAGGGCAGUUGGGCAUGAACCUGAACACUGGUCUGUCUACAGGAGGUAUCUUGAAUUUUAUGUGCUUGAGUCGAAGCUAACAGAAUUUCACGGUACGUUUCCUGAUGCUCAGCUUCCCUCAAAGAGAAUCAUUGGCCCCAAGAACUAUGAGUUCUUAAAAUCCAAGAGAGAGGAGUUUCAGGAAUAUCUGCAGAAACUUCUGCAACAUCCAGAACUAAGUAACAGCCAGCUUUUAGCUGAUUUCCUGUCCCCUAAUGGAGGAGAGACUCAGUUUCUUGAUAAAAUGUUGCCUGAUGUGAAUCUUGGUAAAAUUAUAAAAUCUGUUCCAGGAAAGCUAAUGAAAGAGAAGGGUCAGCAUUUGGAGCCAUUCAUCAUGAAUUUUAUCAACUCCUGUGAAUCUCCCAAGCCUAAACCAAGUAGGCCUGAGCUCACCAUUUUGAGUCCCACUUCUGAAAACAACAAGAAGCUUUUCAAUGAUUUAUUCAAAAAUAAUGCAAACCGGUCUGAGAAUACAGAAAGACGACAAAAUCAGAACUACUUCAUGGAAAUGAUGACUGUAGAAGGAGUCUAUGACUACUUAAUGUAUGUUGGUAGGGUAGUGUUCCACAUUCCUGACUGGCUGCAUCAUCUCUUGAUGGGAGGAAGAAUUCUCUUUAAAAAUACAUUGGAACUGUACACAGACUAUUACUUGCAUUAUAAGUUAGAACAGCUAUUUCAGGAGCACCGGUUGGUUUCUCUGAUAACACUGCUGAGAGAUGCUGUGUUCUGUGAGAAUACUGAACCUCGCUCUCUCCAGGAUAAACAGAAGCGAGCAAAGCAGACUUUUGAAGAAAUGAUGAGAUACAUUCCAGAUUUAAUAUGCAGGUGCAUUGGGGAAGAGGCUAAAUACGAAGGCAUCAGGCUUCUGUUUGAUGGAAUGCAGCAACCAGUGCUCAACAAACAGUUAACUUAUGUUCUGCUGGACAUCGGGAUUCAAGAACUCUUUCCAGAGCUGAGUAAGGGUCCGAAGGAGGCCAGCUCUGUGUCGUGCUGGAUGUGAAUGCAGGGACCUUGCUGGACACCCAGCAGAGACAUCUGCUGUGCACUAUUGUAAUGGACAUGUGACGUUUUAGCCUUGCAUUGUAUAUUUUCUUGUAAAUAACAUAAAAAUUAAGUUCUAAAAAAAUCUUUAUGCAAUAAAGACAUUAAAAUUUAAUACCAAUUACAAGUAAAUAAUGUAUCUGUACUUUUUAUUUAAAAUUUGUUUUAGCUGUUAUCAGUAAAAGUCAAGUUAAUUUCCCCAAAAUCUCCGCAUGUGAAAUUACAGGAUGACAUAAAAUAAGACAUCUGGGAGAUCAGCCAAUAUAUGCUUUGCUAAAAGAGCAAUUACUGUUGUCUUCCUUAAAGGUUAUGUAGAAAAAUUGUUUGGAAGAAGUUGCACAAUGGUCCCAUGGAGGUAUUUUUAACUGUCUCGACAAAUCUUACUAAUUUUUUUGAAACAAAAUUACACGAUUGAAUCUAUUGCAUACAAAUAAGUCUCAGAACUAUCUUUGGCUUUUGCGCUUCCUGUGAGCGUGGAAGACCACAUGUGUGAUUUAGUUUAUUUAAUAGCUGACCUUCAGAUCUAAAGGACUCUUAAAAUAAUAAUGGGUGUGAAAAGUGGUCAAAAAAGUUAGACUUUUACCAUAGG
Molecule: messenger RNA, 5007 nt
Organism: Falco peregrinus (peregrine falcon)
Lineage: Eukaryota; Metazoa; Chordata; Aves; Falconiformes; Falconidae
Gene: SNX14
Product: sorting nexin 14
Exons: 30
Coding region: 1693-4377 (894 amino acids)
Biological process (GO): autophagosome maturation
Cellular component (GO): late endosome
Molecular function (GO): phosphatidylinositol-3,5-bisphosphate binding
Source: RefSeq, a predicted model, not a curated record